This is a messenger RNA of Paramacrobiotus metropolitanus, 1314 nucleotides long. Its product is annotated as putative protein-lysine deacylase ABHD14B. The transcript has 4 exons. NCBI's taxonomy places the organism in Eukaryota, Metazoa, Tardigrada, Eutardigrada, Parachela, Macrobiotidae. The record is from RefSeq and is a predicted model, not a curated record. The coding region runs from base 68 to 1027 and encodes 319 amino acids.
UCAAAAUCAGUCGUUUCCGUGCCGUUGCAGUAUGUUGUGUUUUGAUUAAAGGGUUCGACAGAAAUCCAUGUGUAAGCGCGCAGCAGUACGAUGGUGGUUGUGCUUUGCUAUCGCCGCUUUUAUCAUCUUCCGACUCUUUAUCUACUCCGCGGUUAACCGACGCACACCGCGAGACAGCAGUUUUGUUUCCGAUCAGAAUAAUUCGCUCGCGAUGGCUAACGAAACCAACGCAACGAACGAUUUCUGGGCUACCAAAGAAUCCGAUUUGUUCCCGCCUUUACCGGACGGCGUGGCCGAGAAAGCCAAAGCCAUUCGGAUUGUUGAAGGCACUCAGGAUGUGACGCUCAACAACCCCAACGAAAGCCUCGAAGAACGCGAAGUAUAUUUUCGUCACUGCGAUCCCGAAAACCCCGCCCACACGGCACUGCACAUUUUGCUGCUACACGGCGCCAGUUUCUCCUCGGAAACCUGGCAAAAUUUAGGGACACUGCAGUUGCUAGCGGCGCUGGGAUAUAGCGCCACGGCCAUCGAUCUGCCGGGAUUCGGCAAGACCCGCGGGAAACCACUGACCGGCGUGGCGGCCGCAGCAUUGGUGUACCGGUUUGCCUUGACGCGGGAGAUGCUCAAGAAGACCUUGGUGAUUAUUGCACCGUCCAUGUCGGGUGGGUACGCGGUACCGUAUCUCAUGAACAAUCCGUUCCGUCAACCGAAUUCCGAGGAUUUGGCUAUGGUCUUCGUGUCGCCGGUGGGCACGGAGAACUAUCUUGAUGAGGAAUAUAAAGCCGUUCAGGUGCCGGUUCUGAACGUAUACGGAUCGCGCGAUGAGGCAUGGGGACAACGUGUCGCCCAGAAGUUCAAUCUUUCUCGGCAUGCAAAAAGCGUGGAACUCCCGGAUGCCGGUCACGCGGCGUAUAUGAACCAGCCCGAUCUCUGGCACCGCCUUCUUAGCGUCUUCCUGCGAAAGGUGAAGGUGUGGUAUGGUGCACAGCAUGCCAUUAAUCGGGAGCAUAGCCAGAGUCCAUCUUAAUCCGAAAAGAUUAGCACUGAUACAAAAAGAUUAGUGAUGUUGUAUAACCUGUUCGCUGAUAUUAUUGUUCUACAUUUAUUAAUAAAUAUUGAUCAUUUUAAUUUGCUGUGCAUAAAUGAAAAAUGUCUGAGCAAAAGAAUGAUGGUAUUAUGGUUUAUUAAGGUGCAGUUUAAAACAAUUUUAAUCUAUUCUACUUAUUACAAAGAAUGCAAAAUUCAGUGGUCUGCUGUAUUCCCGUUUCGAGACUCAGCGCGGAAGUAAAGACAUAGAAAAGUAUAAUUCAAUAA